Messenger RNA from Psylliodes chrysocephalus, 487 nucleotides. NCBI's taxonomy places the organism in Eukaryota, Metazoa, Arthropoda, Insecta, Coleoptera, Chrysomelidae. The record is from the annotation of a GenBank genome assembly.
GCGCUUAUCCAUGAAUAUCCGAUAUCUAUGGAUUGUACAUAUACGUGGUAACCUUGGAAAUAAAAUAAAAAUAAUGAUAGAUAAUUGACAAAGGUUACAUAUCAAGAUGAACAGUUAUUUUUUUAUUUUUUUGUAAGAGUCCAAAUCUGUAAUGGUAUAAGUUUCAAUUAAUUAUUAUUAUGGCUUUUACGUUGUCACUGUGGAAUCUAUUUGAGACGUCUUUGUUAUGUUUGAAUGCUUUGGCGAUUAUUAAUGAAGAACGAGUUGUCACCAAAUGUGAUGCUGAUACAUCUUUAGAAUCGGAUAUGUGUUUCAAAAACGCAGAGAGUAAAUCAUGUGUGUACAAUAUUGUUAAUUCUAUGACUACUCUUUCAAAAUAUCCCAUUAUAUUAUUAAAUUUAAUCACCAUUAUCCUUAAACUAAUCCUUGGUUCCUGAAGAACGACCUAUCGACCUAAAUAAUGCCAUUUUAUUUAAUGAAAUGUAUU